This is a messenger RNA of Acaulospora colombiana, 262 nucleotides long. Lineage: Eukaryota; Fungi; Glomeromycota; Glomeromycetes; Diversisporales; Acaulosporaceae. The record is from the annotation of a GenBank genome assembly.
UAAUCCAGCGAAAACCAUGUCGACGCAUACCCACACCAGGGUUGAAGAAGAACUUCACGAAAACGCACACAUUGAUUAUGACCGUGUUGCUAUUCAAUGGAAUCCAUCGGUCGCUCAGUUAUACGAAGAUGCUUUGAAGUAUGAGACUGGCUCUGCCAUCUCUUCCACCGGCGCCUUGGUCACUGCCUCUGGGUUCAAAACAGGUCGCUCUCCCAAGGACAAACGCAUUGUCGACGAACCUGGCUCUAGUAAUGACAUUUGG